This is a messenger RNA of Pelobates fuscus (common spadefoot toad), 4039 nucleotides long. RefSeq names its product mucin-2-like. NCBI's taxonomy places the organism in Eukaryota, Metazoa, Chordata, Amphibia, Anura, Pelobatidae. The coding region runs from base 80 to 4039 and encodes 1319 amino acids. The transcript is spliced from 6 exons. Gene Ontology annotation, molecular function: calcium ion binding. The record is from RefSeq and is a predicted model, not a curated record.
GACCUCAGUUCUGCUGGGGAACAAACCGAAGAGACACCGAAUUGUAAUGAAGAUGAGCAGACAUUUAAUGAAUUAAACAAUGAAGAUCCUGCUGGUUGGACUGUGUUUGGGAAUCUGCGCUACAACCUGCCUUGCACAGAUUGCUAAAACCUGCAAUGAUUGUAACGUCACCAGAGUGAUUUGCGAUGAACGACCGGGAUACGUUUCUUGCUCCUGUAAAGAUGGAUAUAUUGGAAAUGGUCUGAACUGCACUAGAAUUCUGUCCUGCAAAGAUUCCCAAUGCUGUUCCAAAGGAUACACCUGGGACAAGGAAAAGAAGACUUGCGUUGAUAUCGAUGAAUGUGCAGAUGCCUCACUUAACAAGUGCUCUCCUCCAGCCACCUGCAUCAAUAAGAAAGGGAUUUUCCUAUGUUUAAACAAAAGGGAUUCUCUCUGUCCAUCCGAUGUCUGUCCAAAUGACCUGGACUGUCUGACUGUUAAUGGAAACAUUCAGUGUGCUGAUCCUUGUGAAAACUAUCAGGAGCUGGAUGGAGAAACCAGAUUGUCCACCAUCCAGUCCACCGGCAGGUUCCGUAACGACCGAUACAACAUUGGCUGGUUCCGAUUCACUGGUCGUGCUGGUUUAAGCCUCAUAGAGGGAUGUGUUGGCCCCCUUAAGUGUGGCUCCCUUGAGCCCUUUAGUCUUGAUGGCCCACAUCCUGCUAUGGGAGAGGGAGUUAAGAUGGUGCCUCUUAUCAUUAACGCAAUGAUUGGCUGCCUACCUGGAUCCUCCAUUCCUGUCAAAGCUUGUCCUGGGAGGUUCUAUGUCUACAAACUCACCGGGUCCAUAAAGCUUGAUGUCUACUGCACAGAUCCGGUAAUCAAAAUGCCUUCAACCACCACAACCAUUCCACCAACAACAGUGACAACUACAGUGCCAUCCUCAAUCACAACUGUUUCUGCCAACACUAUGCCAACUACAGACAAGGCCAUUGCCACUACAACUAUACCAACUACAGCCAAAGUUGUUUCCACAACAACAGUGCCAGCCACAACAAAAAACACUGUUACCCCAACAGCUCCAGCCACAACAAAAAACACUGUUACCCCAGCAGCUCCAGCUACAACUACAAUUGUUCCAGACAUACAAGAAGUAGCCACAACUGUUCUACCUACUACCACAAGUGCCGUGGAUACUACCACAACUGUUCUACCUCCUACCACAAGUGUCGUGGAUACUGCCACAACUGUUCUACCUACUACCACAAGUGCCGUGGAUACUACCACAACUGUUCUACCUACAACCCCAAGUAUUGUGGAUACUACCACAACUGGUCUACCUACUUCCACAAGUGCCGUGGAUACUACCACAACAGUCCUACCUUCUACCACAAGUGCCACAGAUACUAGCCCAACUGUUCUACCUACAACUACAAAUGUCCCUGAUGCUACUCCAACUAAUCUACCUACAACCACAAGUGUCCCUGAUGUAAGUCCAUCUGUUCUACCCAUAACUACAAGUGUCACUGAUGCUACUUCAACUGUUCUACCUACAACCAUAAGUAUCAUGGGAACAAGUGUCAGUGAUGCAAUCAUUAAUGUUCUUGAUAUAACCAUAAGUGAACCCAAAAAUGUCUCUUCUGUAACUACAACUGUUCAAUAUGCAAACACUAGCAUGCCUGUUAACACUGCAGCUGUUCUGGAAACUAACCCAACUGACCAGGCGGUAACUUCAAGUGUAAUAGUAGCAUUGGAUGAAUCUGAGAUCACAGCCCUGUCUAAUAAUGCUGUUGAAAAUUUAGCAAAAAUGCCUACUGAUCUUCCUAUCAUUCUGACAGACACCAAGUCUACAAGCAGUGAAGGUUCUGGUGAAGGGUCAGGUGAUGAAGAUUUUUUAAGUUUUAUAAACACUGUAGAGGUUGAAUCUGAGAUCGCAGUCCUGUCUGAUAAUACCAGUGAAAAUGUAUCAAAAGAGCCAACUCUUCUUCCAAUCAUGCCGACAGUCACCAAGUCCACAAGCAGUGAAGGGUCUGGUGAAGGGUCAGGUGAUGAAGAUUUUUUACGUUUUAUAAACACUGUAGCGGAUGAAUCUGAGAUUACAGUCCUGUCUGAUACCAGUGUAAAUUUAUCAAACGAACCAACUGAUCUUCCAAUAGUUCGAACAGACACGAAGUCUACAAGCGUUGAAGGGUCUGGUGAAGGGUCAGGUGAUGAAGAUAUUUUACAUUUUAUAAACACUGUAGCGGAUGAAUCUGAGAUUACAGUCCUGUCUGAUACCAUUGUAAAUUUAUCAAAAGAACCAACUGUUCUUCCAAUCAUGCUGACAUCCACCAAGUCCACAAGCAGUGAAGGGUCUGGUGAAGGGUCAGGUGAUGAAGAUUUUUUACGUUUUAUAAACACUGUAGCGGAUGAAUCUGAGAUUACAGUCCUGUCUGAUACCAUUGUAAAUUUAUCAAAAGAACCAACUGUUCUUCCAAUCAUGCCGACAGACACCAAGUCCACAAGCAGUGAAGGGUCUGGUGAAGGGUCAGGUGAUGAAGAUUUUUUACGUUUUAUAAACACUGUAGCGGAUGAAUCUGAGAUUACAGUCCUGUCUGAUACCAGUGUAAAUUUAUCCAAAGAACCAACUGUUCUUCCAAUCAUGACGACAGACACCAAGUCCACAAGCAGUGAAGGGUCUGGUGAUGAAGAUUUUUUACGUUUUAUAAACACUGUAGCGGAUGAAUCUGAGAUUACAGUCCUGUCUGAUACCAUUGUAAAUUUAUCAAAAGAACCAACUGUUCUUCCAAUCAUGCCGACAGACACCAAGUCCACAAGCAGUGAAGGGUCUGGUGAAGGGUCAGGUGAUGAAGAUUUUUUACGUUUUAUAAACACUGUAGUGGAUGAAUCUGAGAUUACAGUCCUGUCUGAUACCAUUGUAAAUUUAUCCAAAGAACCAACUGUUCUUCCAAUCAUGCCGACAGACACCAAGUCCACAAGCAGUGAAGAGUCUGGUGAAGGGUCAGGUGAUGAAGAUUUUUUACGUUUUAUAAACACUGUAGCGGAUGAAUCUGAGAUUACAGUCCUGUCUGAUACCAGUGUAAAUUUAUCAAAAGAACCAACUGUUCUUCCAAUCAUGCCGACAGACACCAAGUCCACAAGCAGUGAAGAGUCUGGUGAAGGGUCAGGUGAUGAAGAUUUUUUACGUUUUAUAAACACUGUAGCGGAUGAAUCUGAGAUUACAGUCCUGUCUGAUACCAGUGUAAAUUUAUCCAAAGAACCAACUGUUCUUACAAUCAUGCCGACAUCCACCAAGUCCACAAGCAGUGAAGGGUCUGGUGAAGGGUCAGGUGAUGAAGAUUUUUUACGUUUUAUAAACACUGUAGCGGAUGAAUCUGAGAUUACAGUCCUGUCUGAUACCAUUGUAAAUUUAUCAAAAGAACCAACUGUUCUUACAAUCAUGCCGACAUCCACCAAGUCCACAAGCAGUGAAGGGUCUGGUGAAGGGUUAGGUGAUGAAGAUUUUUUACGUUUUAUAAACACUGUAGAAGAUGAAUCUGAGAUUACAGUCCUGUCUGAUACCAUUGUAAAUUCAUCAAAAGAACCAACUGUUCUUCCAAUGAUGCCAACAGACACCAAGUCCACAAGCAGUGAAGAGUCUGGUGAAGGGUCAGACAACAAGUCCACAAGCAGUGAAGGGUCUGGUAAUGAAGACAAUACAUUUAUACAUCUUUUACAAAGUGAAUUUGAUAUCCAUAAUAUCUCACCCGACGAGCCUGAUAGCACCAUUGAAAGCUUUGCACAAGAAGCAACUGAUCAUACAAGCAAUCCAGCAGAUGUAAACUCUACAAGCAGUGAAAGAUUGGGCGAUGAUAAUUUUUUAUGUUUUAUAAGCAUGAAUGACGCCUACAGUAAUAUAGCAUCAGACGAAUCGGAUGUUACCAUCCUGGCUGAUAAAGUCACUGAAAUGUUAUCAAAAGCAUCAACUGAUCUUCCACUCAUUCCUGCAGCUGUAACUGGGUCAGUUGCUGAGGAUGAUUCAUUUUUAGCUGAAUUAAACACUAAUCAUACUAUUACAUAG